Messenger RNA from Salvia miltiorrhiza (redroot sage), 918 nucleotides. RefSeq names its product 6,7,8-trihydroxycoumarin synthase-like. The record is from RefSeq and is a predicted model, not a curated record. The transcript has a single exon. NCBI's taxonomy places the organism in Eukaryota, Viridiplantae, Streptophyta, Magnoliopsida, Lamiales, Lamiaceae. Gene Ontology annotation, molecular function: monooxygenase activity; oxidoreductase activity, acting on paired donors, with incorporation or reduction of molecular oxygen; iron ion binding. Bases 1 to 918 code for a protein of 305 amino acids.
AUGCAAUUUAUUUUAAUUUUAUUCUUAGCUCUUCCCAUAAUCCUCAUCCUCUACUCCAAAACACAAAACCCUAAGCAUGCCCAAAAAGAACUCCCUCCACCGGGCCCACCGCGGCUGCCGUUCAUCGGCAAUCUGCACCAAUUCGACGGCCGAUCCCCGCACACGUACCUCCGCCGCCUCUCGAAGCAGUACGGCGCCGUCAUGUCCCUCCAGCUCGGAUUCCGGCAGCUCGUCGUGAUCUCCUCCGCAGAGGCAGUGAAAGAGAUCAUGAAAUCGCACGACACCGUUUUCUCGAGCCGGCCGGCUCUCGCCGCCCUCAGGAGGCUGUCAUAUGACGGCCUCGACUUUGCGUUCUCGCCCUACACGGAGACGUCGAGGGAGAUGAAGAAGAUCUCCACCGUGCAUCUCUUUAACACGAAGCAAGUUCAAACUUUUCUUCCAAUUAUCAGAGAUGAAGCAUCGAAGAUGAUGGAGAAGAUAGCUACAGAUGCCUCUUCUUCGGCCGCCACUGAUUUGAGUGAGACGAUAAUGUCAUUUGCUGCUAACACCGUCGCUAGAGUUGUAUUAGGGAAGAGCUAUGGAAAUUUCUUCCACCUUCUUCACGAUGCAGAGGCUGUUCUUGGGGAUUUAUUCAUGGAGGAUUUCUUGCCUUGGCUUCGAUGGAUUGAUAAUCUCUCUGGAAUGGCGGCGAAGCUGGACAAGAUUUUUCAAGACAUGGAUGCUUUCUGUGAAGAAGUGAUUGAAGAGCACAUGAAUCCGAAUAGGCCGAAAUCUAUGGAAGGAGACAUUAUCGAUGUUAUGCUAAGGAUGAAAAGAGAUGGAUCGGCUUCGUUUGAUAUCACACUUGAUCACAUCAAAGCACUACUUGUGGUAACGUUUCCAUUAAUAUUUAAGUAUGGGAGAAAGGAAAAUACCUAG